GCUGCGGCUUCCUCUCUGGGAGGGCAAAAUCCGAAGCUCUCCACUGUGCUCAGUAAACCCGCGGAAUUCCGAGGGCGCGGGGGUCGCGCGCCAGCGUCCGACGAUGGGGAAGUUCGUGGUGGUGGGCGGUGGGAUCGCGGGCGUCACGUGUGCGGAGCAGUUGGCUGUUAGCUUUCCAUCAGAAGAGAUUCUCCUGGUCACAGCUUCUCCUGUUAUUAAAGCAGUUACCAAUUUUAAACAGGUUUCCAAAACAUUGGAAGAAUUUGAUGUUGAGGAACAACCAAGUACUGUGUUAGAAAGUCGCUUUCCUAACAUUAAGGUCAUAGAAUCUGGAGUAAAGCAGCUGAAGAGUAAAGAACACUGUGUUUUCACAGAAGAUGGCAAUCAGCAUAUAUAUAAGAAACUCUGUCUGUGUGCAGGAGCCAAGCCAAAGCUGAUAUGUGAAGGAAAUCCUUAUGUGCUAGGAAUCCGUGAUACAGACAGUGCUCAGGAAUUUCAGAGACAGCUUACUAAAGCUAAAAGAAUAAUGAUCAUAGGGAAUGGUGGUAUUGCACUUGAGUUAGUGUAUGAAAUUGAAGGCUGUGAAGUGAUUUGGGCCAUUAAAGAUAAAGCUAUUGGGAAUACUUUCUUCGAUGCAGGCGCAGCUGAAUUUUUGACUUCCAGGCUCAUCUCCGAAAAACCAGAGGCUAAAAUUCCACAUAAAAGAACUAAAUACACAACUGAAGGAAUGAAAAAGGAAGCAAGACCCAAAGCUAAAGCUGAUACUGUGGGCAGUGCCUUGGGACCAGAUUGGCAUGAAGGCUUGGAUCUAAAAGGAACAAAAGAGUUUUCUCAUAAGGUUCACAUGGAAACCAUGUGUGAAGUGAAGAAAAUCUAUCUCCAGGAAGAAUUUAGACUUCUAAAGAAAAAUUCCUUGACUUUUCCAACGGACCCUCAUAAGUCAGUUACCACAGAUAAUGAGACAUGGCCCGUAUAUGUGGAACUGACCAAUGGAAAGCUGUAUGGCUGUGAUUUCAUUGUCAGCGCAACAGGAGUUACGCCAAAUACAGAACCUUUUCUCCAUGGUAACAGUUUUGACCUAGGAGAAGAUGGUGGCCUGAAAGUGGAUGAGCACAUGCUCACGUCACUUCCAGAUAUCUACGCUGCAGGUGACAUCUGCACGGCGUCUUGGCAGCCCAGCCCAGUCUGGCAGCAGAUGAGGCUGUGGACCCAGGCUAGACAGAUGGGAUGGUAUGCUGCAAAGUGCAUGGCUGCAGCUAGCGUGGGAGACUACACUGACAUGGAUUUCAGCUUUGAACUGUUUGCUCAUGUAACAAAAUUUUUUAACUAUAAGGUUGUUUUGCUGGGGAAAUACAAUGCACAAGGCUUGGGUUCAGACCAUGAAUUAAUGCUGAGAUGCACCAAAGGACAAGAGUACGUCAAAGUUGUCAUGCAGAAUGGGCGGAUGAUGGGAGCUGUCUUAAUUGGUGAAACUGACUUAGAGGAGACAUUUGAAAAUUUAAUUUUAAACCAAAUGGAUCUUUCACCAUAUGGAGAAGAGCUACUAGAUCCAAACAUUGAUAUAGAAGAUUAUUUUGACUAAAAGGAGAUUUCCUCAAGAUUCACAUAAAGUUCAAACUAAGGAAAACUGGAGUCAGUAAAAUGGAUGACUGAACUGUAUUUUUAACUUCCAUUCAUUAUUAAAUCAGAAGUGUCACCUGACAUCGUGCCUGAGGCCCUGGGUUCAAUGCCCAGUAUUGAAGUGGGGUAAAAACACGGAGUGAUGUUCAUGCAGAAGUAUUAAAGAAAUAAAAUGUUAAAUAAGGAA
Chinchilla lanigera (long-tailed chinchilla) is the source of this 1807-nucleotide messenger RNA. It is a transcript of the gene Pyroxd1, whose product is annotated as pyridine nucleotide-disulphide oxidoreductase domain 1. Gene Ontology annotation, molecular function: oxidoreductase activity; flavin adenine dinucleotide binding. Bases 104 to 1582 code for a protein of 492 amino acids. The transcript is spliced from 12 exons. Lineage: Eukaryota; Metazoa; Chordata; Mammalia; Rodentia; Chinchillidae. The record is from RefSeq and is a predicted model, not a curated record.